Messenger RNA from Topomyia yanbarensis, 1080 nucleotides. RefSeq names its product membrane protein BRI3. Lineage: Eukaryota; Metazoa; Arthropoda; Insecta; Diptera; Culicidae. The coding region runs from base 126 to 572 and encodes 148 amino acids. The record is from RefSeq and is a predicted model, not a curated record. The transcript is spliced from 2 exons.
UAUUUUGUGUUUCACUAUCAUAAUAAAAUACGUUCUUUCUUGGAGAAGGUUUCAAGUGAUUUUAAAGGUGUUUUGUUCUAAAUUUUAAUCUUAGGCUCGCUAAAUAAUCUGCCUUCCCGUUUACAAUGGCCGAUGCAAGGAAUCCUCCAACCUAUGACGAAGUAAUGUCGGAACAUCGUUUCCAAAUGACACAGAAUAUACCAGCGGUAGUUACGGUAACUCCUUCUGCACCUUACCCUCAACAGCAGUCGUACCCAUAUCCUACUCUUCCUUCACAUCCAAUGCCGAGCUAUGGCUCGAUGGAUUCCAGUAUCGCCAAAGUUCCUUCGACAACUGGUCCGAUCGUAAUUCCACCCGGUGCCACUUCAGCAGGACCAGGAAUGGCUGCCACCGUUGUGAUACCACAGGAAAUCAUUGUGGUGGGUGGUUGCCCUGCUUGUCGCAUUGGUAUGCUGGACGAUGAUUACACUUGUUGCGGUAUAUGUUGCGCAAUCUUCUUCUUCCCGGUUGGAAUUUUAUGCUGUUUGGCAAUGAAAAACCGACGAUGUUCCAACUGCGGGGCCCAAUUUUAGGGGGUAGUUAUAUAUUGAAAGAAUGGUGCCAUCCAGGCAACUACUAAUUGGAUAUGAUCUGAAAUUUCAAUCGGGACUAAUUCGACAACUAUACUGCAACAUGUAUACAAGACCGCCGUGAAUUCCCCCCUACAGUAAGUUGACCCACCAAGCGAAGACACCAACCACAAAGCGGAGAAAAAUACCCACGACAAUGCGCCACCUAGCGGUGAACACUGCAACCACCGCGGAAAUGCCCCCUACACCUAAGGAUGGUAUGCACUAAAAUUUUAAUAUAAUUGUAUUUAAUAAUUAUUGAAUAAUCUGAACAAAAUAUAUUUAAAAAAAAAUGACAUAAUCCGAAUACUCCAAUAAUGUACAAGAGAUGCAAAGUCCAAGAUAGCAGGCUGAACCGAGUCAUAAACAGUUUUUUAAAUAGAUUUUGAAGUACAUUUUAUAUGUUGGUGAUGUAAAGUUAUGGUAGGAAGUGGGUGAGCACUACAACCACCGCGGAAAUGCCCCCUAGAUC